This is a messenger RNA of Cynara cardunculus var. scolymus (artichoke), 881 nucleotides long. RefSeq names its product osmotin-like protein. The transcript has a single exon. Bases 2 to 733 code for a protein of 243 amino acids. Gene Ontology annotation, biological process: defense response. Lineage: Eukaryota; Viridiplantae; Streptophyta; Magnoliopsida; Asterales; Asteraceae. Gene Ontology annotation, cellular component: extracellular region. The record is from RefSeq and is a predicted model, not a curated record.
CAUGGCUUCCUCUUCCCUCAUCACCACCCUCUCUCUCCUCCUCCUCCUCCCACUCUCCCACGCCACCAUGAUCCUCACAGUCGUCAACAACUGUCCCUUCACCGUCUGGCCCGCCAUCCAACCCAACGCCGGCCACCCCGUCCUCGAACGCGGCGGAUUUGCUCUCAACGCCCGCACCCACCGCUCCUUCCCAGCACCAACCACCCACUGGUCCGGCCGCAUAUGGGCCCGUACAGGCUGCAUCCACCGCAGCGGCCGUUUCACCUGCGCCACCGGCGACUGCGGUGGUAAACUCGAGUGCAACGGUCUCGGCGGCGCAACACCCGCCACCUUAGCUCAGUUCACACUCCACCACGGCCACAACGACCAGUCCUCCUACUCCGUCAGCCUCGUCGACGGCUUCAACGUCCCCAUGACCGUCACCCCCCACGAAGGCAAAGGCACGUGUCCGGUAGUCGGUUGUAAAGCGGAUCUGCUCGCCACCUGCCCAUGGUCGCUGCAGAAACACUCCGACGGCCGCGUGGUGGCCUGCAAAAGCGGCUGCGAAGCCUUUAACACCGACGAGUUCUGCUGCCGUGGACAUUUCAACAGUGCGCAAACGUGUAAACUGUCAAAGUGGUCGGCUUUCUUCAAACACGCAUGUCCGGCGACUUUUGCGUACGCCCACGACAGUCCGUCGCUAAUGCACGAGUGUUCGUCGCCAAAAGAGCUGAAAGUAAUCUUCUGCCAUUAAUGGCGAUUAGGGUUUAUGAAGAAACUGAAUAAAAAAUUGUAGAAGAUGGGGUUGCGUGUUUUAGAUGUAGUUGUUGUCUGUGUAAUGUUAGUACUCGGAGUUGGAACUGUAAUGAAUGUUAUUUAUGGGAAUCUUUCUGUUCCUAUUA